This is a messenger RNA of Oncorhynchus tshawytscha (Chinook salmon), 848 nucleotides long. RefSeq names its product NME/NM23 nucleoside diphosphate kinase 2a (gene nme2a). Gene Ontology annotation, molecular function: nucleoside diphosphate kinase activity. The transcript has 5 exons. The record is from RefSeq and is a predicted model, not a curated record. Gene Ontology annotation, biological process: CTP biosynthetic process; GTP biosynthetic process; UTP biosynthetic process. Lineage: Eukaryota; Metazoa; Chordata; Actinopteri; Salmoniformes; Salmonidae. The coding region runs from base 204 to 659 and encodes 151 amino acids.
UGAUCCCAGCCAAUCACAGUUUAGCUGUUCACGCAUCUCACUCCUUGAGGUUUAGUUAUAAAAAAUCUUUGGUGAGAUCGCUUACUGAGUGAGGGUGACCAUCUGAAGAGUGGCUCCCAACUUUUCUACAACUGUUUUGUGUGCGUUCAGAUACUACCUUCUCUCUCUUCUCUCUACUCCUUAUCUCCUGUCCUCGUAGCGCCAUGUCGAACGAGGAGCGGACUUUCAUUGCCAUCAAGCCAGAUGGAGUUCAGAGGAGGCUUGUUGGCGAAAUCAUCAAGCGAUUUGAGCUAAAGGGCUUCAAAAUGGUGGGGAUGAAAUUUGUCCAGGCCCCGGAGUCUCUGCUGAGGGAGCACUACGCUGACCUGGAGGACAGACCCUUCUUCCCAGGCCUCGUCAGCUACAUGACCUCAGGACCAGUGGUUGCCAUGGUGUGGGAAGGGUUCAACGUGGUGAAGACAGGCAGAGUGAUGCUGGGAGAGACCAACCCUGCAGACUCCAAACCCGGCACCAUCCGAGGGGACUACUGCAUCCAAGUGGGCAGGAACAUCAUCCAUGGCAGUGACUCAAUAGAGAGUGCCAACACAGAGAUCAACCUGUGGUUCAAACCUGAGGAGCUUUGCAGCUACACUAGCUGCUCUACCAGCUGGCUCUACUGAUCUAGGAUCAGUUUACCAUCCACAAACCCUAACCAUUAGGACUAGGAGGGGGAAUGUAAAACUGUCCUUAGAUCAGAGACAACUUCGUCCUACUCUAGCUGGUGACUGAGGACCAUUUACUAUGGUAAAUGUGUUCGACUGCCUGUUUUGUUCAACUGAGCUUUCCAAUAAAAAACUCACAACCCCGUC